UACUGUACACCACCAUGAUGUCUGGCAUGUGGCUAAAGGUUUGCGAAAGAAGAUGGAGGCCUUGGCAAAAGAGAAAGACUGCAGCAUAGUUGGCAGAUGGGUCCGCAGUAUCUGCAAUCACCUCUAUGGGGCCGCAGCAUCCACUCCUGAUGGGAACGGAGACGUCAUCAGAGACAAAUGGUUAUCUGUAGUAAACCACAUGCAGAAUAUUCAUCACGGCCAUGGGAAACACUUCCCCAACUGUCUACAUCCAGAUCUAGGCCAAGAUGACCAGAAGAGAAAAUGGUUGAAGUCAGGAUCCAAGGCCUGUGAAAAGCUCAGUCAACUCCUUGAGCAGCCUCGUCUUUUGCGCGAUGUACAGAAACUCUCCCCAGGCUACCAGACAUCCAAAAUCGAAGCCUAUCACAGUAUGGCCAAUCAUUUUGCACCGAAGAUGAUUGGCUUCUCUAAUCUUGGCAUGCAGUCCAGAUUGUAUCUUGGCUCCAUGGACUUCAAUGAGAAUGGGUCCAGGCAACAAGCAUUUAGCAAAGCCGGAAAACCACAGGUAUCGGUGUCCUAUUCCAAGUACAAGAAGAGACAGUCAGUGAUCCAUCUUGUCAAGACAGCGAGGACCUAUGAUUAUGUGGAUCGCCUUUUAUCAAGAACCUGCCAGGAGGUUGGCAACGACCAAAAGAACUGCUGCACACAGAACCUAAUUCCAGCACCCCUCACACACACAUUCAAGAGAUUAACUAAGGAAGAUGCCAUUGCCAGACACAAGACACGUUUCAGCAGAUAGACUCUCAUGCCAUAAAUGAAACAAAGUGACAGACAUUGAAAAAUAGACAUUCUUUUAUUUUGUCAAUAUGCAUGAUAUAGUACAGUGUUACUAUCCUAAAGUUAUUUAUACAUUAAUGUUUGCAAUAUGUAUGUCUAGCAUAAUUUGUAUAUAUAUGUACAUUAUGUAUUUAUGACGUUUGAUGGUGAUGUAACCCCCAAAGAAACUGAAUAAAAAGAACCCUGAUACAGUACAAUAACAUAAUACUCCACAUACACUAUAAAAUUAUUAAACUUGGUAAAAAUAAAUU
Messenger RNA from Haliotis rubra (blacklip abalone), 1067 nucleotides. RefSeq lists its product as uncharacterized. The transcript is spliced from 5 exons. Lineage: Eukaryota; Metazoa; Mollusca; Gastropoda; Lepetellida; Haliotidae. The record is from RefSeq and is a predicted model, not a curated record. The coding region runs from base 53 to 778 and encodes 241 amino acids.